Molecule: messenger RNA, 583 nt
Organism: Contarinia nasturtii (swede midge)
Lineage: Eukaryota; Metazoa; Arthropoda; Insecta; Diptera; Cecidomyiidae
Exons: 3
Coding region: 40-450 (136 amino acids)
Source: RefSeq, a predicted model, not a curated record
GUAAUUGUAUUCUUUUAGAAAAGCUAGUUCUAUAUCAAAAUGUUCAUGAUAAUACUUGUCACAUUUUUACCAAUUAUUGUGGUAUCACAGACGACACCUAAUCAAAAUGAACAAAUCCACAUUGUAACGCCUGAAACCCCUGUAAAAGACGUUAAUGGCAAACUUAAAGAUAUGCAAAUGACCGUUCGACUGCCAGUAGAUGAUGAAAUGGGUAGGAACUACGUAACAAAGGAUGUCGCAGAUUCCAUGAGGACGGUAUUAAGUCAUUAUCAAACGGAUGAGAAAAACUUUACAAUAAGACGUAUGAUCGAAAUAGCACGCCAAGUCAAGAUAACGUCGCUACUUGUUUCAGAAAUAGCUUCGGCUUUGGAGCGGUGGGGGAAUGCGCUUCUGAAUAUGGAAAAAGGAAUGGAUUCGCGUGAUUUAAGAAGCGUCACCAUAAAAUUUUAAUAUUUUUCAAUCAAACAAAAGAUUUAAUUAUAAUAACGAUACAAAUUUAAGUAUUCGAAUAUUUCUUCAUCAAUUGUAUAUCUUGUAUAACAAAUAAAAUAAUAAAGAGAAUGUUUUAAUGUUGAGUUCCACA